Messenger RNA from Diospyros lotus (date-plum), 1481 nucleotides. Its product is annotated as cytochrome P450 87A3. The coding region runs from base 1 to 1479 and encodes 492 amino acids. The record is from RefSeq and is a predicted model, not a curated record. Gene Ontology annotation, biological process: sterol metabolic process. Gene Ontology annotation, molecular function: oxidoreductase activity, acting on paired donors, with incorporation or reduction of molecular oxygen; heme binding; iron ion binding. NCBI's taxonomy places the organism in Eukaryota, Viridiplantae, Streptophyta, Magnoliopsida, Ericales, Ebenaceae. The transcript is spliced from 9 exons.
AUGGGGUGGUCGGUUGCUGUUUGCGUUGUAGCUUUCGCAGUUAUAUGCAUAGUUCAUUGGGUAUACAGAUGGAGGAAUCCCAGAUGCAAUGGAGAACUCCCCCCAGGUUCAAUGGGCUUGCCACUUGUAGGAGAGACUCUUCAGUUUUUUGCACCCAACACCUCAAAUGACAUUCCUCCCUUCAUUAAGACACGGAUGAAAAGGUACGGCCCAAUAUUUCGAACUAGUUUGGUAGGAAGGCCAGUGAUUGUAUCAACAGACCCGGAUUUUAGUUAUUUUGUUUUCCAGCAAGAGGGGAGAUUGUUCCAAAGCUGGUAUCCAGAGAGCUUCACAGAGAUCUUUGGAAGACAGAAUGUGGGUUCAUUGCAUGGGUUAAUGUAUAAGUACCUCAAGAACAUGGUGCUCAACUUGUUUGGUCCGGAGCACCUGAAAAAGAUGCUCCCUGAAGUCGAACAGGCGGCCAGCAGAAACUUGAGAAGAUGGUCAAGCCAGGAGUAUGUUGAACUUAAGGAGGCCACUGCAAUUUUGAUAUUCAACCUGACUGCAAAGAAACUCAUCAGCUAUGAUUCACAGAAGUCAUCCGAGAAUCUGAGGCAGAAUUUUGUUGCUUUCGUUCAAGGACUAAUUUCCUUCCCACUGGAUAUCCCUGGGACAUCAUACCACAAAUGUUUGCAGGGAAGGAAAAAGGCAAUGAGGAUGCUGAAAAGCAUGCUACAGGAGAGAAGGGCAAAGCCCAGGAAGCAGCAAGGUGAUUUCUUCGAUUACGUCCUUGAAGAGCUUACCAAGGAAGAUACAAUCCUCACAGAAGCAAUUGCUCUGGAUUUAAUGUUUGUGCUAUUGUUUGCCACCUUUGAGACAACUUCCCUAGCUCUAACUAUGGCUGCUAAAUUUCUUUUGGACCAUCCUUUGGUGCUGAAGGAACUAACGGAGGAGCAUGAGGCAAUUCUAAGAAGAAGGGAAGAUCCAAAUUCUGGACUUACAUGGAAAGAAUAUAAAUCAAUGAUAUUUACAUCCUGGUUUAUCAAUGAAACAGUCAGGCUGACAAAUAUAGUUCCAGCAAUUUUCAGAAAAGCACUAAAAGAAAUCAACUUCAAAGGCUACACCAUUCCAGCUGGUUGGGCUGUUAUGAUCUCUCCUCCAUCUGUACACUUGAAUCCUGCCAUAUAUGAAAAUCCUCUCGACUUCAAUCCAUGGAGAUGGGAUGGAAUGGAACUGAAUGGCGCCUCCAAACAUUUCAUGGCCUUUGGUGGUGGGAUGAGAUUUUGUGUGGGAACAGAUUUUGCCAAACUCCAAAUGGUUGUUUUUCUCCACUGUCUAGUUACAAAGUACAGGUGGCGAGCAAUCAAAGGAGGAGACAUUGUCCGCACUCCUGGUCUGCAAUUUCCAAAUGGUUUUCACAUUCAGAUCUAUGAGAAGAAUGUACCAAAGCAUAGAGUCCAGAAACAACUAUAUUUAGACAAACCGGCUGGUGCAUGGUGAAG